This is a messenger RNA of Syngnathus typhle (broad-nosed pipefish), 3256 nucleotides long. RefSeq names its product glutamate decarboxylase 1-like. Bases 180 to 1928 code for a protein of 582 amino acids. Gene Ontology annotation, biological process: GABA biosynthetic process. The transcript has 17 exons. NCBI's taxonomy places the organism in Eukaryota, Metazoa, Chordata, Actinopteri, Syngnathiformes, Syngnathidae. Gene Ontology annotation, molecular function: pyridoxal phosphate binding; glutamate decarboxylase activity. Gene Ontology annotation, cellular component: presynaptic active zone; cytoplasm. The record is from RefSeq and is a predicted model, not a curated record.
CAGUGCUCACUUGCGCAUGCACCGCGGGAUUGGAUGUUAUUGGCGCGCUUUGCAAUAGUCUCCAGACAUCUGCACCUCUGAGUCUUUUCAGCGUCCACUUGUGUGGAUUCCGCUACCUGUGGGCGCUCCUACGUGCCGUUAAAAUAGCCUUCUCGGAGAUCAGGUAAAGGAAGAGCGUGAUGGCCACGUCAGAGCCGCGAGCCACCAGCGGGGAACAGGACCCCAACACCGCCAAUUUAAGACCCUCAUCCACAACCAACGAAUAUGCGUGGAUGCAUGGCUGUACAAGGAAACUGGGCAUGAGGAUUUGUGGGUUCCUGCAGAAGAACAACAGCCUGGAGGAGAAAGGUAGACUGGGUCAGAAGAACCUGCUCUCCUGUGACAAUAGUGACAGGGACGCCCGGUUCCGACGCACCGAGACCGACUUCUCAAACUUGUUUGCCCGAGACUUGUUGCCCGCAAAGAAUGGCGAGGAACCUACCAUGCAGUUUUUACUGGAGUUGGUUGACAUCUUAACCAACUAUGUGAAGAAGACGUUCGACCGUUCCACCAAGGUGCUGGACUUCCACCACCCGCACCAGCUCCUGGAGGGCAUGGAGGGCUUUAACCUGGAGUUGUCCGACCAGCCCGAGUCUCUGGAACAGAUCUUGGUGGACUGCAGGGACACGCUCAAAUAUGGCGUUCGGACAGGUCACCCUCGCUUUUUCAACCAGUUGUCCUCAGGUUUAGACAUUAUUGGCCUGGCAGGAGAGUGGCUCACCUCCACCGCCAACACCAACAUGUUCACCUACGAGAUCGCUCCAGUGUUUGUUUUAAUGGAGCAGCUGACCUUAAAGAAGAUGAGAGAGAUGAUUGGCUGGCCUGAUGGCGAGGGAGAUGGCCUCUUCUCGCCAGGCGGCGCUAUUUCCAACAUGUACAGUGUGAUGAUCGCUCGUUACAAGUAUUUCCCCGAGGUCAAGACAAAGGGCAUGUCUGCUGCUCCUCGCCUGGUUCUGUUCACGUCCGAACAUAGUCACUACUCCAUAAAGAAGGCUGGUGCCGCUCUGGGUUUUGGCACCGAGAAUGUGAUUCUGCUGAGCACAGAUGAGAGGGGGAGGGUCAUUCCUGCUGAUCUGGAGGCUAAGGUCAUUGACGCUAAACAGAAGGGUUACGUGCCGUUAUUUGUCAAUGCCACAGGUGGCUCCACCGUCUAUGGCGCCUUUGACCCUAUCAAUGAGAUUGCUGACAUUUGCGAGAAGUACAACCUGUGGCUGCACGUUGACGGUGCGUGGGGUGGUGGUCUGCUGAUGUCAAGGAAACACCGCCAUAAGCUCAAUGGAAUUGAGAGAGCCAACUCUGUCACAUGGAACCCUCACAAGAUGAUGGGCGUGCCGCUGCAGUGUUCAGCCAUCCUCGUUCGGGAAAAGGGACUGAUGGGGGGCUGUAACUCCAUGUGUGCUGGCUAUUUGUUCCAACAAGACAAGCAAUACGACGUCACGUAUGACACCGGAGACAAAGCCAUCCAAUGUGGCCGGCACGUGGAUAUAUUUAAAUUCUGGCUCAUGUGGAAAGCCAAGGGCACCACUGGGUUCGAGCAGCACAUUGACAGGUGCUUGGAUCUGUCUCAGUACCUGUAUAACAAGAUUAAGAACAGGGAGGGAUAUGAGAUGGUGUUUGAUGGAGAGCCUCAGCACACCAACGUUUGCUUCUGGUACAUUCCGCCCAAUUUGAGGGGGAUGCCGGACACUGAGGAGAGGCGGGAAAAGCUGCAUAGGGUUGCACCAAAAAUCAAGGCCAUGAUGAUGGAGUCAGGGACCACCAUGGUGGGCUACCAGCCUCAGGGCAAUAAAGUCAACUUCUUCCGUAUGGUGGUCUCCAACCAUGCGGCCACCCAAUCUGAUAUCGACUUCCUCAUCGAUGAGAUAGAGAGGUUGGGUCAUGACCUGUAGACCUCCGUUCACAGCGCUCCUGCGUUGUUCUACGGCACAUCAUCCAGACGAGAGAACCCAAUAAGACGACUUCAAGACCCCCACCCCCGCUCCCUGCACACACAUUUGUCCUCCUUUAGCUGCGUAUAUGCCGAUAUAGUAUCAGGUAACUGAUGGAUGUGUGCUCGUGGGAUGUCUUGUACUGCGUGUGUUCAAUCUAGUGUCAUUUAAUGUAAAUUGUUGUUCACUGUGAACAUGUGUGUGUGUGUGUCUGUCUGUGUGUGUGUGUGCGCUCGCGAGGGUGUACUUGUGUGAGCAAAUAGCAGAAAAGCACAGCUCCAAAUUAUUCUUGUCUACACAAGAGUGUGGUGGGCACACCGUGUGCAUAUAUAUAAAGUAUUUCAGAGCUAUUUAUUAAAGAUAAGCUAAUGAACGUAUAGGUACAGCAUAGCUACAAAAUGUCAUUUUUUGAGAAGAUCUGUCACAUUCUUGAAGUUGGACAGGUCAUGGCAAUGAAAAAAUGCAGUUGUGAAGAUUUUAAAAAUGCUGGCUCAUUGUCGGUUUGAUGCAAUCUUGUGAUACCUGUAUGUGUUCUUAGAAAGUAUUUCUUCAUAUUUUAUUCUACAGAAAAUAUUGCAUUUCACUGUAUACAAAUUCAGGUAUUUUAAUGUAAAUGUAUCUUCAUGUGUGGUACAUGGUGAUAAUUUGUACAUUUAAAAUGGAAAUAAUACUGGCCAAAGAAAGAAUAGAGUGGAAAUAGUGCAAGUCAUUAUUCCUCAUAUAUAACUUCUAGAUGUUUGUAACAUGUGACCCUCAACUGCAAUGCAAUUUCUAUCGUGCGUUUACUUUUGUGAUUGUGAGUCUUUGGAUGUCUGAGCUAAGUGACGAAAGAAAUCUAAAGUAUAUGUUCCGCUGGCUAAGCGAGUCGCAUAGGAAUGUGAGAAUGUAUUCUCUUCUUGAGAAUGGGUAGCAAGAGUUGUGGUAUCUGCUGGAAUUCCAAUGCAUUUACUGUAAUAUAAUAUAUUUAUUGUAAUACAUAUUCAUUGUAUUUCCAGUAUUAUGGGAGCUCAACGGAAUAUCUUGUUUGAGUAGUUCGUCUUUGUGUCUUUGCACUAGGUUCACCUUUCUUUCCUCCAUUGUAAAUGGAUGUGUACAAUGAGAUUUAAUUUAAUGAAACAUUGAUGGUAACCAGGGACCAUUAUGUGAAUAGGAUUAUUGCAAAAUCAUAUUGAAACAAUUUGUUGUCAGGAAAUCCUUUACGUGACCAGGAUGGUUUUGAGAUCAAUAUAGCUGUAAAGAAUGUUAGCCAGGAGAUUAUCUGGAGGCACUUUAAUAAAAAACACAGCGUC